Molecule: messenger RNA, 4834 nt
Organism: Camponotus floridanus (Florida carpenter ant)
Lineage: Eukaryota; Metazoa; Arthropoda; Insecta; Hymenoptera; Formicidae
Exons: 10
Coding region: 244-4305 (1353 amino acids)
Biological process (GO): regulation of transcription by RNA polymerase II
Cellular component (GO): nucleus
Molecular function (GO): RNA polymerase II transcription regulatory region sequence-specific DNA binding; zinc ion binding; DNA-binding transcription factor activity, RNA polymerase II-specific
Source: RefSeq, a predicted model, not a curated record
UCGAAGACUUUGUUAUCGUUUUUAUCGUGUUGAAGCGGUACGGAUCUCACGAACGCGUCAUCGGAGCUCGGGGUGUUCCGAGUUCUCAAGAUUGAAAUAUAUCAUAAAUGAAAAGGUGACUGUAAUAGAAACUAUCAGAAUGCAUAGCGGCAGAACUGCAAUCGACACGGAAUUUUUUAGUAAUUGAGCAAAAAAUAGAAGAUAUCAGAUUAAAAUUUACCACAUGCUGGAAAGCACAUUUAGAUGAUUCUGAAGAAAAUGCCAAACUCGGAAAUCAAUAAGCGUGAUCAUAAUUAUAGCGAAUCGGAACCACCUCAGAAUGUCAACAAUUCCGAUAGUAGCAUUAUCAGCAGGGAAUCCAAAAUGGCACCUAUUAUGGGCCAAAUUAAGGAUAUCAAUGAGCUGAAGAAAAUUGCACCACGCGUUCGACUACAAGAUGCCAAGAGUUUGAAUGAGUUGACGAGGAUCUCGUCCUUAAGUAACAACAGCAAUAAAUCACAGCAGAGCAAGUUAUCCAUUUCUGAGAGGACUCAGCAAGAAUUAAAAAAAUAUUGCCGUACUUGUGCUGGUCUAAAAUUACCCUUGGUGGAUAUCUUCAGUGAGAAGGGCAUCAAAUUGCGAUUGAGCCAGCAAAUCAAGCAUUUAGAAGUGAAUCCUUACGAUAGCCUUUCUACUCAGAUGUGCAUGGAUUGCAUCUGUGAUCUUAAAAUGAGUUAUAAAUUCUUCAUGCAGAUCAAAAAGGCCGAGGUAAAACUUAAAUCCAUUCACACCAACUUGACAACCGAUAACGUCGCAAAAAAAACGGAACCGAUUAAUGAGUCUUUGAUAACGAAACAAACAAAGCAAUCAUCCUGUCGAGAAACAAACCAAGAGCGCCAAUCACUUUCCAUAAUCCAAGAAAAUCCAUCUUUAUCAUUAACAAAAGAGCAAGAAAGUCAAACAAUUACAAGAAAUCAAGAAGACAAUUUUGCUCCCAAAAUGUGUGCAAUUUUUUCAUUGCAUAAUGAGCCAAAGAUGAAAGAGGAAGAAGAAGGGGCGCAAAUGACCGGUGGAAUCUUUGAGGAAGUAGCAGAGGGGGAAGACGAAGAAUCGAUCGAGGAAUUUGAUCCCGAAGAUCCGGCUUUCCAGGAAGAUGAAGAAGAAGAAGAAUUUUCAAGGUCUCCAGCUGCUGUUUAUAAGUAUGACAUGUUGGCAAAAUCUUAUGUGAGAGUGGAAGGAGAUGAGGAAAUAGUCUCCAUGAAAUCUGGGAUUUCCCAGACUUCAGAAGGUGAAGGAGAAAAUCAAAAAGAGGGAAUAAGACAACCAAAUAUCCUGAAAAGAAGAUUGUUGAUGUCAACAACCUCAACAAAAAGUUGGGAAAACGAUGAGAUACAAAAUGAGGUGGAAAGUAUUCCAAAGGAGUGCAAGGUGCAAAAGUUAGACCUAAAUAAUCCAUUAAGUGUGAACAAUACUUCACAUGAGGAUGGAAUUAUGUAUGUGACUGUAAAGGGUUCUAAACCAAACGAGAUUUUAUUGGUGAAGGUCAAGAAAAUGGAUAAACCUAUGGAUUUAAAACGUACAGCAUCCUCUACCGAUCUCAAACCUGUUGAGCGUUUUCUCAAACGCUAUGAACCCCUGACAUCGCUAGAUUCUUCAGUUCGACGCCCUGAUGCUCGCGAGCAAAUAAUUGAAGAACAAAUUGAAGAAUAUAAAAAGAAACGAGAGAAAGUUCUCGGCAAUCAAUCAGCAAAAGUUUUUACUUUGAAUGAAAUGCAAAAAGAAGUAGAAGAAGAAAAAAUUUGGGCCAUAUCAAGUCCUAUAAAGAUGGAAAAAGAAAUAAUAGUUUCAAGAAAAGAAGAUGAAGAGAAAGUGAAAGAAGAAGUGGAAGAAAGUGAAAAAGUCAAUGAAAGUGAGGAGAAGAUUAAUGAUAAUAUGAAAGAAGAUAUUUUAAAAUUAUCAAGAGAAAAACUGAAGUUGUGGGAAGAGACAAAGCAGAAAAAAGAAAGUCUGCAGAAUCAGGAACCAGAUGAGACAUAUAUUGAAGGAAAUUUGGAGAAGUUGAUAAGAAUCUUGGGAGAAAAGGAGAAGAAUUUGCAGGAAUUCCAGGAAUAUUUGAAGCAGCGCAAGAUUGUUCUUACUCGUCUUAAGGACGAGGACGUAAUCUCUCUCUAUGAAGAACGUUUUUCUAUCACAUUGAAAUUACCUCCUAAACCUCUACCAGACCUUAUAGAUAUUCAACCAUCUGUUAAUCUGCUUUCAAUAGAACGUGAUCUGGAAUGCGAUUACUGUCCGGAAAUUUUUUCCAACCGUGAUGUUCUUGAAGAACAUCUUAAAAUUCAUGACUAUCGCAUUCUUCAUUAUUGCGACGAUUGCGAGGAAGAAUUUCCAACUAAUAAAGCAAAGAGAAAUCAUAAUGUCAUUUGUGUAAGAAAGUUAAUUUGCAAAUAUUGCGAUCUACUUUUGGAUUCCAGAGGAAAAAAACGUCAGCACGAACAAAAACAUAUUGAUGCUCUUUAUGGCCAACUUUGCGAAGUUUGCGGAGAAAGAUUCAAACAUCAGGGUACUCUGGACCAGCACCUGAAAACACAACAUACGAUUUUAGAAAAAAUUUAUCAGUGUUCAAAAUGUCCAAAAAAAUUUGCUUUCAAGCAAAAAUUAAGUUUUCACCUAAAAUCGGUACAUACAACUUUAAGGGCAUAUCUUUGUGAAGAUUGUGGUGCAGAUUUUAAAAAUCCUGCAAGUUUAAGACAUCAUAGAAUCAGAAAACAUCAACCGGUUGGAAACAAGAGGGAAUGUCCUGUUUGCAAAAAAUUAGUGCCAUUUUAUAGUUUAUCUAAACACAUGCACACGCACAAAGCUUAUAGUAUUCAAUGUCCGCAUUGUGAUAAGAUGUUUAAAAAUAGCUCGACCUUAAAGCAACACGUGAGAAUUCACGAAGAUCAAAGACAAUAUCGUUGUGAUACUUGUGGAGUUGGAUUUAAUCGAAGGGAUGGUUUGAGACUGCAUAUGAAGGUGCAUGAGAAAACGGGUAGUAGAGGUUUAAAAGAAUGUUCUUGCCAAGUUUGUGGGGAAAAAUUCCCGAAUCAUUCGACUUUGGUGAUUCAUAGGAAUAGAGUGCACAAGGAUGGCAGGCAAUAUACGUGUCACAUUUGUAAUAGAUCAAUGAUUUCGACGAGAUCGCUCGAAUGGCACAUGUCACAUAUUCAUAAUGAAUCAAUGCCAGGUGUUACUCGCGAUGAGUCUGGUCCGCCAGAAAAAAAACGGGUUUCCUGUUACCACUGCAAUAAGACUUUCAAAACGGAAAUGAUACUGCGUACACACAUAAAAAACACUCAUAUGGAAAAGGAUCCAAUGAAAUGCACUGACUGCGACGAGACUUUCACAUCCGAAGUGCGUCUACGUCAUCAUAUGAUGAUUGCGCACAAUCGUCUCGAAGGCACUUUGGCGUGUCCCCACUGUCCGAAACGAUUCGUGAAUCAAUUAAGAUUAAAAACUCACAUGAUUUCUCAUUCUGAGGAAAGACCAUAUACUUGUGAGAUUUGCGGUUUCAAUUUGAAAACAAAGAUCCAACUGAUCAAACAUCAUCAAAAUCGACACAGCGACGUAAGACCCUUGCAGUGCAGAUAUUGUCCCUGGCGGUGCAAGCAGGUGAGUGCCCUCGUCUGCCAUGAACGCACGCACACCAAUGAACGUCCGUAUUCGUGCAGUGUAUGCCGACAGCGCUUCAAAUAUCUCGGCGAUAAAAAUAAGCAUGAGCGGCGUCAUGAGAGUCUUGGUGGUUCGGGCUUUAAACGCAUUGUACCCGGAAGGAAUAUCAAACCAAAAGUGCGUACUGAUGAUUCUUCUGGAUCCGAGCAGGGCUCAAUCAAGGAUUCUGUAAAUCAGCAAAACAUUCAGAUUGUUGAUGAACAAUACGGAGAGCAACAAGGAGAGCAAUAUGAACAGGAAGAACAGAUUGUCAAAUUCGAACGGGAACAGAUUGUAAAGUUUGAGGAUCCGGAAGAAUACGAACAAGUAUAUGAGCAGGAGUAUGAAGAAACUUCGAGGGAGGCAUCGGAGGCCACAGAGGUGAUUAUGAACAUAGAGGAUUCCAAUGUGUACACGGAAGAAGUUACGGCUGACAAUAUGGAAUCUAGUUCUGAAAUCAUGACAGACGAAAUUAUGACGAAUGAUAUCCUACAAUCCGGUACCGCUGUAGUGCAUUUACAACGGCAGGACGAUACGGGAAAAAUUCAAGUAAUACCCGUGAUGCUAUCCUUGCCCGAUCUGUCCGACACGAAUGCUGAAGUCAAUCUCGCAACUGCAUCUAUUGUGUAUAACAAUUAGAUUUAAUAUUGUCGGAUUAUGGAUCUUGUAUGAAUGUACUCACAUAAAAGAUCUUUGGGUCUUUAAGCCUUUAGAUCUUAUUUAGCCUCUUUAAGUGCCGAAAGAUUGAAGUUUUAGUUUUUCGAAUAUGAUGGAAUACAUAAGAAACGAUAGAAAAAUAACAGGGUUAUUUUAAUCUGAAUUUCUGGGUUUAUUUAUCCGGGAGAAAUCUGAAAGAAAAUUUGAGAAAUUCUCCAAGAUUUAAAAACAGUAUAUUUUUCUUAGACUUUCUAAGAUAUUUUUUGGAUUUAAGACAAAGGUUAUUAGACUCUGGAUUUCUUUUAAAAGUUUUCCUAAGAUUAAUUUUUAGGAAAAAUUACAAAAAGAAUCUUCAAUUUUUAUAUCCAGUGAUCCCAUCAAAAUCUAUAGGAUACAAUAGUACUUUAUAUUCUCAUUCAAACAUCUCUCAAAGAAUAAUGUCAGAGCAACUAACAAUGAACUUAUGUCAAAAGAAACAAAAAAUUGAAGAAAUCAGUUUAAGAUUCUAUUU